AAGGUUUAUAAUUGUGAGAAAUUGUUUCAUGUGGUUCGGUUCAAUAUGAUCCCACGACUGCAAAAUCUGGAAAUAUUCAUGGUAGACAGUUGUCCAAAGAUGGAAGCGAUAGUCACGGAGAAAGAAAAAGAAAAAGGAACCACCAGUAAUGAUAUCAUUGCGUUCCCUCAAUUAACAACUCUUAAUCUUUCGGAGUUGGCAAGCCUUAAAAGUUUUUACACGUGGCCUACAAGAUCGGAAGCACAGCCAUUGUUCAACCACCAGGUUGCUUUCCCCGUCUUGAAGAAUUUGGUAAUUAGGAAUUUGCCUAACAUAAUAGAGAUAUGGGAGAAGCAAUUACUCAUAGCCUCAGAAAAUGAAUCAAAGUCCUGCCGACUGAAAGAUUUGGAGGUUUCUAAUUGUGAGAAAUUGGUUCAUGUGGUUCGGUUCAAUAUGCUCCCACGACUGCAAAAUCUGGAAACAUUCAUGGUAAACAAUUGUCCAAAGAUGGAAGCAAUAGUCGCGGAGAAAGAAAAAGAAAAAGGAACCACUAGUAAUGAUAUCAUCGCGUUCCCUCAAUUAACAACUCUUAAUCUUUCGGAGUUGGCGAGCCUUAAUAGUUUUUACACGUGGCCUACAAGAUCGGAAGCACAACCAUUGUUCAACCACCAGGUUGCUUUCCCCGUCUUGGAGAAUUUGGAAAUUUCGAAAUUGCCUAACAUAAUAGAGAUAUGGGAGAAGCAAUUACUCAUAGCCCCAGAAAACGAAUCAAAGUCCUGCCGACUGAAAGAUUUGAAGGUUUAUAAUUGUGAGAAAUUGGUUCAUGUGGUUCGGUUCAAUAUGCUCCCACGACUGCAAAAUCUGGAAAUAUUCAUGGUAGACAAUUGUCCAAAGAUGGAAGCAAUAGUCGCGGAGAAAGAAAAAGAAAAAGGAACCACCAGUAAUGAUAUCAUUUCGUUCCCUCAAUUAACAACUCUUAAUCUUUCGGAGUUGGCGAGCCUUAAAAGUUUUUACACGUGGCCUACAAGAUCGGAAGCACAACCAUUGUUCAAUCACCAGGUUUGAUUUUCCUAAUUUAUUUUAUUAACCUUGUCCAUGAG
Molecule: messenger RNA, 1079 nt
Organism: Camellia sinensis
Lineage: Eukaryota; Viridiplantae; Streptophyta; Magnoliopsida; Ericales; Theaceae
Source: RefSeq, a predicted model, not a curated record